Molecule: messenger RNA, 664 nt
Organism: Nycticebus coucang (slow loris)
Lineage: Eukaryota; Metazoa; Chordata; Mammalia; Primates; Lorisidae
Gene: IFITM5
Product: interferon induced transmembrane protein 5
Exons: 2
Coding region: 15-419 (134 amino acids)
Biological process (GO): bone mineralization; bone morphogenesis
Cellular component (GO): plasma membrane
Source: RefSeq, a predicted model, not a curated record
CGGCGCUGGUACCCAUGGACACGUCGUUCCCCCGCGAGGACCCCGGGCCCCUGGCACCCUGCAAGGCUGAUGGUGCCACCCCCACAGCUGUGACGCUGGGGGCGCCAGGACCCCCUCCUCGAGACCACUUAGUGUGGUCGGUGGUCAGCAGCCUCUACCUGAACAUGUGCUGCCUGGGCUUGCUGGCGCUGGCCUACUCCGUCAAGGCCCGAGAUCAGAAGAUGGUGGGGAACUUGGAGGCAGCCCGGCGUUUUGGUUCCAAAGCCAAGUGCUACAACAUUCUGGCUGCAAUGUGGACAUUGGUGCCGCCACUGCUGCUCCUGGGGCUGGUGGUGACUGGUGCCCUGCACCUGGCCCGGCUGGCCAAGGACUCUGCAUCCUUCUUCAGCACCAAGUUUGAUGAUGGGGACUAUGACUGACCCUGUCAGGCCCGACCGCAGGACACUGACCCAGGGUGCUACCCCAAGGCUCGGUGCUGGCCUUCCAGAGCCUGACCCCACCCAGACCCCAGGGUCCUCCAGCCGCAAGAGGAGCACCUAAUGCUAACUCAUUCAGACCCAGGGACCCGACACUAACCUAGAGGCCCCCAGACCCUAAUUCUGCCCCCAGGCCCUAACACCUAACCCUCCCUGCUCACUCACCAGGGUUAUACCUAGACUCACAA